AUGAACCAGAUCCAGGUCGUCGGAUCGCACAACAGCUACCACAUUGAGUCGGAUCUCGAGGAGCGCGAUGCGCAGCAGAAGUUGCUGAAGAAUACGGUGAAUUACUGGUACUCGCAUACGCAGUUGGAUCUCCAGCUGGGGGAGCAGCAGAUGAGGAAUCUAGAGAUUGAUGUCCUCGCCGACCCCAAAGGCGGCAACUACGCCGAGCCCCUUGUGCGCAGCAUGUCCGGGCUGCCGUACCCCACCGACCCGGCAUGGAAGGAGCCGGGGGUGAAGGUGCUGCACGUCCCGGGGGCGGACGUGCACACGCAGUGCGUGACGCUCAUCUCGUGCCUGGGAAUCAUCAAGUCGUGGAUGGAUGCUCACCCGCUCGCGGUGCCCAUCCCCAUCAUGAUGGAGCUCAAGGUGGCGGACGCCGAGCUGGGGUCCAGGCCGUACGCGUGGGACCGGGACGGCGGCGCGCUCCUCGACGAGCUGGACGACGAGAUCCGCUCCGUCUUCGGCGAGGACCAGCUCCUCACGCCCGACAGCCUUCGCCAGACGGGCAGGACGCUGGAGCAGUCCGUCCUGGAGAGGGGUUGGCCCGACCUCGACAGCGCGCGCGGCCGCAUAUUCUUCCUGAUGGAUAACGGACCGGACCACGUCUAUCGUCACGCAUAUAAGAAGGGCAGACCGAGUCUGCAGGGGAGGCUCAACUCUCCUACUUCCGACGAGGAAAACGCCAACAUCAGGAAGCAAGUGGCAGCCAACUACUGGGUGCGCACGCGGGCCGACGAACCGAUGGGCACAAUCAUCGGGAAGAACUGCAGCACGGAGCAGCGCGAGGCGGCCUUCCGGUCUGGAGCCCAGAUCGUCUCGACGGAUUUCCAGGCGUACGGCAUGAGUUCGCGGUGGGGGUGCGAGUACGCCUGCCGGCUGGACCGGCGGAGGGCGGCGCGGUGCAACCCGGUCAACGCGCCGAGGUGGUGCACCGACUGGACAGGCUUGGAGCCUAUCGAGUACCGUCUCGGACUUGACCAGGAGCUGUAG
Geosmithia morbida is the source of this 1029-nucleotide messenger RNA. RefSeq lists its product as uncharacterized. The record is from RefSeq and is a predicted model, not a curated record. The transcript has 3 exons. Gene Ontology annotation, molecular function: phosphoric diester hydrolase activity. Bases 1 to 1029 code for a protein of 342 amino acids. Lineage: Eukaryota; Fungi; Ascomycota; Sordariomycetes; Hypocreales; Bionectriaceae. Gene Ontology annotation, biological process: lipid metabolic process.